GAGCCACAACCAUCACAAUAUUCAGAUAAUUGACACUUGUUAAUGGGCGACAGACGAGUGCAGAUGUUCCCCCCCACCCUAGAGUUCUUUGGGCUUCGAUCUAUGUACAAAUGUUUCUAUAAAGCAGAUCUUGUAUUGCAGAAGAUGUAAGAUAAAACCAAAGUGAAUAUAGCUCAACCAAAGAAGAUAGUCCCCCAAGAGUGGAUUAGCAAGAGAUCCCAUCCAAUUCGAAAUCCUUUCCCCGAACAGAAUCCCAAAUUAAAGCCAAAUGACUGCCAAUAGUCUGCUAGGACGAUCCAUACUAAAUGAAGGACUUUCAAAUAAACGAUCUUUUGUCUCGCUGAUUGUGGGCCUCAUCGUGGGCUUCUGCCUGGCCGAGCUCUUUGUGUACUCCACGCCGGAACGUGGCGGACUUAUGCCCUACGAUGGCCACCGGCAUAGCGAUGUCAAUGAUGCCCAUGAGCAGGAUGUGGGAACCCAUGAGCAUGCUCAUGAGAAUGCCACCAUUGCGGAGAAGCUGUACAGCGAGGUGCGGGUGCUGUGCUGGAUCAUGACCAAUCCGGAUAACCACCAGAAGAAGGCGCGUCACGUAAAGCGCACGUGGGGGAAACGCUGCAACAAGCUGAUCUUCAUGAGCUCCGCCAAGGAUGAGGAGCUGGAUGCUGUGGCUCUGCCCAUAGGCGAGGGACGGAACAAUCUGUGGGGCAAGACAAAGGAGGCAUACAAGUACAUCUAUGAGCACCACAUAAAUGACGCCGAUUGGUUCCUAAAGGCCGACGACGACACCUACACGAUAGUGGAGAAUAUGCGCUAUAUGCUGUAUCCGUACAACCCCGAGACCCCUGUCUAUUUUGGUUGCAAGUUCAAGCCGUACGUAAAGCAGGGGUACAUGUCCGGUGGCGCUGGCUACGUCCUCAGUCGCGAGGCUGUGCGUCGCUUCGUUGAGGAGGCCCUGCCCGAUCCGAAAUUGUGCAAGCAGGAGAACACCGGUGCUGAGGAUGUUGAGAUGGGCAUGUGCCUGGAGAAUGUCAAGGUGCUGGCAGGAGACUCCCGCGAUACCAAUGGACGGGGACGGUUCUUUCCUUUCAUGCCAGAGGACCAUUUGAUACCAGACCACACGGAUAAGAAGUUCUGGUACUGGCAGUAUAUCUUCUACAAGACCGAUGAGGGCUUGGAUUGCUGUUCGGACAAUGCCAUAUCCUUUCACUAUGUCUCGCCAAAUGAAAUGUAUGUCCUGGACUAUCUGAUUUACCAUUUGCGACCCUAUGGCAUCAUGAAUGCCCCCGAUGCCCUGCCCACAAAGUUGGGCGUAGGAGAACAAAUGCCAGCUCCGAAAGAGCCGAUUACUAAAGCGUCCAGCGAAAAGGUGUCCAAACUAUCCGCAAAAAACUGAGACCAAGACGCAGUAAAUGAGUGGAGAGGAUGGCCAGUGGCUGCCACAGAUUUUCGUCCUUUGUGGGGGCGAAGCUAAAUUUUGAAAUACACUUGUAGCAGUGUGAUAUCA
Molecule: messenger RNA, 1504 nt
Organism: Drosophila obscura
Lineage: Eukaryota; Metazoa; Arthropoda; Insecta; Diptera; Drosophilidae
Product: glycoprotein-N-acetylgalactosamine 3-beta-galactosyltransferase 1-like
Exons: 3
Coding region: 269-1393 (374 amino acids)
Cellular component (GO): membrane
Molecular function (GO): N-acetylgalactosaminide beta-1,3-galactosyltransferase activity
Source: RefSeq, a predicted model, not a curated record